Messenger RNA from Oncorhynchus gorbuscha (pink salmon), 2153 nucleotides. RefSeq names its product neuromedin-U receptor 2-like. Gene Ontology annotation, biological process: G protein-coupled receptor signaling pathway. The coding region runs from base 164 to 1414 and encodes 416 amino acids. Gene Ontology annotation, cellular component: plasma membrane. Lineage: Eukaryota; Metazoa; Chordata; Actinopteri; Salmoniformes; Salmonidae. The record is from RefSeq and is a predicted model, not a curated record. Gene Ontology annotation, molecular function: neuromedin U receptor activity. The transcript is spliced from 3 exons.
AUAACUCCUCUCAUCUCCUUUCCCCACCUUCUGCUAUUCUUUAAAAGCAUGUCCAGACUUUUUGAAGAAGGAGCACAUUUUCUUUUGUCCUUCGACGUGUUCAAAUGAUGAGCAAGCGCAAUCUCAGGCAGCUGUGAACAGGAAUUGAAGCCCCUACUGUGAAAUGGAGAAGUACUGCCUGGACUCUCUUUCUAACAUCUCAGAACAGCACGGCAUGUUCUGUAACAUCACAUUGCUAAACGUCACAGGAAAUGACUCUGGGACCAAAUCUAUCGAGGACCUCCUACUGGAAUUUCUAGGGCCGAAACGCUCUCCCGUGUUCCUCCCUAUCACCCUGGUUUACCUGCUCAUCUUCUUUGUUGGUGUGUCUGGCAACCUUCUCACAUGUGCAGUGAUAUCCAAACAAAAGAAGAUGCGUACCACCACCAACCUGUUCCUGUUCAGCCUGGCUGUGUCGGACCUCUUGGUGCUCCUCUUUGGGAUGCCCCUGGAGAUCUACGACAUGUGGCAGAACUACCCCUUCCCUUUCGGUGAGGGAGUCUGCUACUUCAAGAUCUUCCUCCUUGAGACCGUCUGCUUCGCUUCCAUCCUAAAUGUGACAGUGCUGAGUGCGGAGAGGUACAUCGCCGUGGUCCAUCCAUUAAAAAUACGCUAUGUCUCCACCAAAAAGCAUGCCAAGCAUGUCAUCAGUGCCAUAUGGGUGGUGUCCCUGGUCUGUGCCAUCCCCAACACCUCCCUGCAUGGCAUCUACUACUUGAAUCUCCCGGAGAAGGUGGCAGAGUCAGCCAUAUGCAGUUUGAUAGGGGCCCCGUGGAUCUAUAACCUGGUGAUCCUGAUCACCACUGCGUGCUUCUACAUUGUGCCCAUGUCGGUGAUGAGCGGUCUGUACCUGGUGAUGGGCAUCCAGCUGGGCAGGGAGCGACACCUUUCCCACGGAACGAUGAGGAAGAACUGUAGCACCAACACCAACUGGAGAAUCCACGUAGAGCGAGGGCAUAGGAGACAAGCCACCAAGAUGCUUGCUGUGGUCGUGCUGGUGUUUUCCAUCUGCUGGGCGCCUUUCCAUAUCGACCGGCUCUUGUGGAGCUGCAUCAUCCAGUGGUCUGUCUGGACAGACCUCAACCAAACUGUGUACCAGUGUGUGCACCUCCUUUCCGGCAUCCUCUUCUACUUCAGCUCUGCAGUCAACCCUGUUAUCUACAACAUGCUCUCCACACGCUUUCGGGAAUGCUUCUGGGAUCUUAUCUGCACACAUACGAAAGACACCGCCUCUAGAAAAGACUGCCCACCCUUCGCCAAAAUCCUGCUGGUUCCCUCUGGCCCAGUUCCUAAAUCCCAGGCCAGUCCCAGGGACCAGAACUCCCUCAUCUCCAAUUGGGACUGGGAGCACAGAGAUCACAACACUGACAUGUGAACAUUCCUGUGUGGUCGACUCUGACUUCACUGCUACUGCUUUUUAAUCAUAUUUAAUAUUUAAUGUGGUAGUAGAUAUGAUGCCCUCUGUCAGGCUGUGGAUUUGACUAAUGAGCAGAUGAUGCAUUGUGCACAGCUGGAUGAUCAUUAUUUCAUGAGGUGAUCUGUGGACUCAAUUGUGAUCUGUUAUUAAAGCAACAUAAAUCCUCAUAGCUGACAGAUGUAUCCGAAAACAACUGAUUUAGGGGUAUGUAAAUGAGAGACUUGGUUGCACUUGAUAAUUCACUCCAGUGAUUGAUUAUCCCAUAUGAUUGGUCUCCUCAUAUUGAUCUGUGUGAUAUAUGGACUAUGUGAACUGCAGUUACAGUAUUUAUCAUCCUUGUGUUUCAUAAUCACCUAUUUCAACCCGUAAUUUAUUGAGUGUAUGUCAAAACUUCCCCAUUUCUCCUUGUCAAAGACAUUGAAUGUACGUAUGUAGCACUGCUGUCCUUUGACCUAGACAUUUUAUGUAAAUAUACUGUAAAUCAAUUCAUAAUUAUUGCCUUUCUGUGAAAACAGCAAAACAUGAAUGAAUUGCUUGAUGAGUAUUUCAUGAAUUGUUUACAAUGUCUGCAACAGAAUGUGUAUUACAUUGAGAAUGUAUCAUCAAAUUUCAAAUCAAAUUUAUUUAUAUAGCCCUUCGUACAUCAGCUGAUAUCUCAAAGUGCUGUACAGAAACCCAGCCUAAAACCCCAAACAGC